Molecule: messenger RNA, 1631 nt
Organism: Lotus japonicus
Lineage: Eukaryota; Viridiplantae; Streptophyta; Magnoliopsida; Fabales; Fabaceae
Product: protein WALLS ARE THIN 1-like
Exons: 6
Coding region: 134-1327 (397 amino acids)
Cellular component (GO): plasma membrane
Molecular function (GO): transmembrane transporter activity
Source: RefSeq, a predicted model, not a curated record
GCUUCUUCUCCUCACCACCACUUCUUACCUUAAUUUCUCCUAAACUAGCUAGCUAGGCCUCAAUUAUUAUUUGGUCAAGUUAGUUAGUUAGUUAUAAAUCUAUAGUCACACUCACAUCACACACACGUCUUCAAUGGCUGAUUUAGGUGGUGGCUCAGCCUCUUCCAAGAGAAUAUGGUGCUCUGUCCCUGAAAAACUCCAGCUCCAUGGGGCAAUGCUGGCCUUGCAGUUCGGCUAUGCAGGGUUCCAUGUGGUCUCAAGAGCUGCACUUAACAUGGGUGUUAGCAAACUUGUUUUCCCUGUCUAUAGGAACAUCAUUGCUCUGCUUCUUCUCCUUCCCUUUGCCUACUUCUUGGAAAAGAAGGAGAGGCCAGCGAUUACUUUGAACUUCCUCGUGCAGUUCUUUUUUCUGGCACUUGUGGGGAUUACAGCAAACCAAGCUUUCUACUUGCUUGGCUUGGACAACACAUCGCCUACCUUCGCAUCAGCAAUACAGAACUCUGUCCCUGCCAUUACAUUUCUCAUGGCAGCCAUAUUAAGGAUAGAGCAAGUGCGGCUGAAUAGAAAAGAUGGAAUUGCUAAGAUAGCAGGAACAGUGUUUUGUGUUGUGGGAGCAAGUGUGAUCACGCUUUACAAAGGUCCAACCAUCUAUAAUCCAUCACCAGCAGUUCCUCAUGUAAAUAGCAGUAGCAUAACAGCGCCAGUAAUUGAGGAGUCUUGGUCAUUUUCAUCACUGGGAGAUGCAAAUGGCAAGAACUGGACCCUUGGCUGCGUCUACCUCAUCGGGCAUUGCUUGUCUUGGUCUGCUUGGCUCGUGCUGCAAGCACCCGUCCUCAAGAAGUACCCGGCUCGCCUCUCCGUCACUUCCUACACUUGUUUCUUUGGGCUCUUGCAGUUUCUAGUCAUUGCUUUGGUCGCCGAGAGAGAUGCGCAAGCUUGGCUUUUCCACUCCGGUGGAGAAGCCUUCACAAUCGUAUAUGCGGGAGUGGUGGCAUCUGGAAUUGCCUUUGCCGUACAGAUAUGGUGCAUUGACAGAGGAGGCCCAGUGUUCGUGGCGGUGUAUCAGCCUGUUCAGACCUUUGUUGUUGCCAUUAUGGCUUCCAUUGCUUUAGGAGAAGAGUUCUACUUGGGCGGGAUCAUUGGGGCAGUGUUGAUUGUAGUGGGACUUUACCUUGUCCUGUGGGGUAAAAGUGAAGAGAAGAAGAUUAUAAAAGAACAACUUGCUAUUACAUCCACUGCAGAACACAGUAUCAUUAGGCCUGGAAGCCAAGCCAGAGCAUCAAUUAAUCAGCCACUCCUCUCUUCAUCAAUAACAGAGCAUGUUUGAUAUGAUCAAGAAAUUGAAAUUUCCCUGAGUUCAAAACAACAGCAUCUUUUGGUGUCAAGGACAAGAAAAGAGAAGAAUGAAUGAUACUAGUUAUAUAUUACUAGUACCUUAUGUCAGGAAGCUUGUGUGUUAAUUACAAUGAUGAGUUUUCAUCUUUUUCCUUCUUUUUAUUUUCUUGUAAUUCAAAUGCCUUUUAAUUAGUAGAUCAUUAAGAAUGAGAGGUUUUAUGGGAAUGAUUGUAUUGGUGGAUAUCACUUAAAGUUGGGCCAAGAGCCAGAAAUUCCAUAUGCUUUUAUAUGCUAAA